AUGAUGCGUCUGGAGUGGUAUGCCGGGGCCUCGACGGUCCUGGCUACCGGCGUUGUGCUGUCCGCCUUCCACCAACGAGCCAACUUUUACUCAGCCAUGGUCUAUCUUUUUCAGAGCAAUCUGUGCAUGAUGAUCCUUGUCAACCUCAUCGCCCUCAUCUACUCGACGUUUGUCUACAGCCUCCAGCGUGUCUGCUUCGGCCAGCUCCGCGCCGUCGAGGUCGAGCAGCUCUACGAAAAAGCCUGGUUCGCCGUCACCGAAACAUGUUUGGCCAUGACCAUGUUCCGCGACGAAAUUGGCGGCUUCUUUAUCGUCAUGUUUGUCGCCCUGUUGACGGGCAAGGUCUGGGGCUGGAUUGGCGAAGGCCGCAUCGAAGCUCUCGAGCAGCAGCCGCCCACCAACCCGCGUUUGUUCCACACUCGCCUCAUCGUCUCGCUCUGUUUGAGCUUGGUGUACGAUGCCUGGCUGCUGUACUAUGCCGUGUCGACUGUGAUUGACCAGGCCAAGUCCGACAUGAUGGUGAUGUUCCUCUUCGAGUUUGCCGUCUUGCUCGUCACGUCACUACACACUGCGCUGCGAUACGGCAUCAUCCUGCUGGACAUAAGCAUCAUCAAACGCCAGACGCAGGAGCGGUUGGUCGAGCGGCGCCGUGAGAUUCGAGAAGAGCGGGCGGCAAUUAUCCGCCGGCGUGAAGAGGCAGCCGCAGCAGCCGAAGCGGCAGCGGCCACGGGACAAGAAGGCGGCGAAGGGGCUGUGGCGGCACUGGAGACCGAGGAAGACAAUGAGCAGUUGCCAGACGAAGAUGAUGUGGACGAGAUGGACAUUGAAGUGGCGGGCUGGGAGGCCAAGGGCCAGUACAUUCUUGGCCUCGACCUUUGGACAGGUAAGAGGCGAUCGCCCCCAGCUAUUAGGAAAGACAUGAGACCACACACUAACACCAACCCUCCAGAUUUUACCAAACUCUGCAUUUAUGCCGUCUUCUUUAUUGUUCUUCUGAACUUUAUUGGCCUGCCCCUGCACAUCAUUAGGGAUCUGUUCAUGACGGUACGGUCCUUUAUCAAGCGGCUGGGUGCAUUGAUGAAGUACCGCCAGGCGAUCAAGGAUAUGAACCGGUAUGAGGAUGCGUCCGAACAGGACCUGGACCGCGAAAACACGUGCAUAAUUUGCCGCGAAGACAUGCACGUGUGGAACCAAAACGACCCAGCGCGCAUUGAGCGCACCCGCCCCAAGAAGCUUCCCUGUGGCCAUAUCCUGCACCUGGGCUGUCUCAAGAGCUGGAUGGAGCGACAACAGGUGUGCCCUACGUGUCGUCGGUCUGUGGUCAUUGACGACGCGUCCAACGCACACCGGAAUCGCGAUAAUGCCCUGUUCAGGUUGAACCUUGUAGCUGCUGGGGCAGCGGGUGCUGAUCCCGCCGGUGCUGGAGUAGGUGCAGCUGCAGGUGCAGGUGGUGUCGCGGGUGCACCGCCUGCAGCUAACGGAGCCAACCCGUUGCAAAACCCGGCACUACCCGCCGUCAAUGGCCAAGCACCUGCUCCCGGAGCGGCAGCGGGUGCCCCGGGCCACGGUGCCGAUGUGAACCACCACAAUCCCCACCCGCCGCCGCCUCCAAACGGUGGCGGUGGUCCGGCCCUGCGAAUGUUCAACAUCGGACCGCUGCGUCUCGGAUUUGCCCAAGGUGGCGCGCGCGACAUCCAGGAGAUGGCACAACGGCUCGGUCUUCCUAAUGCCAUCGCCGGCGGCAACCCUCCUGUCAACAAUCAAGCGGCACCGGCCGGCGUUGCUGGUGGCCCACCUGCUUUCGGUGCUGCCCCGACUCCAUUCGCGCACCACGUCCCGCAUGCUACACCAUCCUCGACAAUGUCCCAGUCUACCUCGACUGCGUCCAUUUUCCAGGACCUCCGGUCCAUUGAGCGGCGUAUCGAACUUGGCACGAUUGAGCUCCAGCUGGCAAGUGCUGAAGCCCGGGCCCUGCGGACCAUGCUCACCGAGCUGCAACGCAUUCGCAACACGCAGCAUAUCCCAACGACGGCACCCGAACCAACACCAACCGUACCCCUCAACCCGACUGGUCCCGCAGAUCCAACAGCCGUAGCAGCUACGGAGACUGUAGCACAAUCCACAGGGGCGGCACCGGAUGUGAGUACGACGAAUGCGACGGAACGGGCGCCUGCCCAGGCUCCCCAAGAGGACGCGCCUGCAACAUUAGGCAGCAGCGCCGCGCCGGAUGCACCCGAUGUAUCCAGCUCAGCCGAACAAGAGCGGGCUGCGCUGAAUCAGGCGGAAUCGUUUUUCCGUCAGUGGCCAGGCAUGACCACGACACUGGACAAUGGUUCGAACAGUGGCCCUGAUCAGGGCGCGGCUGUCGGCGCAGGAGAGCUUGGCGACGAGUUCGGGAGUGCCCCGCCUGUCAGAGGAAACUCGGAGUUGCUUCCUGGUGUACAACUUCCACCGGGCUGGUCGCUGGUGCCUCUUGAUCAGUACGAUCCCAGCCGCCGCACAGCCACCGAUAACGACAGUAACAGCCAACCGGGACCGUCAAACAAUCGCGUGACCUCCCAGCCGAACCCGUCCCGUGAUUCUUUGCCUGCGGAUAGCCGCGAAGCAAGACUUGAUGCGCCUGCAUCUCCACUGGCAUCGCCGGUCGAAGCGGUCCCUGAGAGUAAUGCACCGGCAGCUACGUCGGCGGCUCCUAUGUGGGGCGGAUCGGCACAACUAUACGGUAGUUCCAGCCAAACUACUCCUCGGCCGACACGGACACAACAGCAGCAGCCGCAGCAAAACGACGAUGAGAGCUCCAGCGAAAGUUCCGAAGGCUCGAGUGAAGACUCGAGCAACGAUUCUUAG
This is a messenger RNA of Sporothrix schenckii 1099-18, 2847 nucleotides long. Its product is annotated as E3 ubiquitin-protein ligase synoviolin. The record is from RefSeq and is a predicted model, not a curated record. Lineage: Eukaryota; Fungi; Ascomycota; Sordariomycetes; Ophiostomatales; Ophiostomataceae. Bases 1 to 2847 code for a protein of 948 amino acids. The transcript has 2 exons. Gene Ontology annotation, cellular component: cytoplasm.